AGUGAAAGGGAACAAGGCAAAAGAGCACUAGAGAAUCGAAAAAAAAUAAAUAAAUAAAAUUCAGUAAGAGAAGAGUGAUAUAAUGGAGAGCAUAGCAAGUAGAUGGAGGGCUCUAAGUGGUGAGAAUGAUUGGGAGGGUCUCUUAGACCCUCUCGACUACGAUCUUCGGCGAUACAUUAUUCAUUACGGUGAAAGAGCCGAAGCUGCCGAGGCCGCCUUCAUCGGAGAGGUGAAAUCCGAGAAUGUUGGACUCCCUCGCUAUCCAAAGUCAACUUUGUUCUCCAAGGUUGGUUUGGAGCUUGGAAAUCCAUUCAAAUACAUUGUUAAGAGAUACAUCUAUGCAUCAACAUCUGGAAUAGCCGAGAACGAUCCAAAGGGAAUUGCAGAGAAUUCAAAUUGGAUCGGUUUUGUUGCUGUUUCUACUGAUCAAGGAAGUGAGGUUUUAGGAAGGAGGGACAUUUUAAUUUCAUGGAGGGGAACCAUUCGAAAAGCAGAAUUGACCAUCGAUAAAAAAAUCGAUUUAGUUUCAGCUCCAACUAUAUUUGGAUCAGAUAAUAAUGCUAAGAUUCACCAUGGUUGGUAUUCAUACUAUACUACAGCUGAAUCUGGGUCUACGUACAAUUCAACUAGCUCCCAAGACCAGGUUCGAGAGGCGGUCAGCAAAUUGAUAGAGGAAUAUAAGGAGGAGGAAAUCAGCAUUACAGUGACAGGCCACAGCAUGGGUGGUGCACUUGCAAUUCUGAAUGCAACUGAUAUCGUCUUCAACGGAUUUAACAAGCCAACCACCACUGAAGACAAGGUGUGUCCAGUCACAGCAAUUGUGUUUGCAAGCCCUCGUCUUGGAGACCAAGGUUUCAGCGACCUUUUUUCUGGACUCGAAAAUCUUCACGUCUUGCGGGUUAGAAAUGAGAAGGACAAAGUCCCGGACUUGCCACCCGGUGAUGACUACGUUCAUGUAGGAAAAGAGUUGAUCAUCGACACUACCACAUCACCAUACUUGAAAAGCCAUAUUAUAAAUUUAAAGGUUCAUGAGUUGGAGAUCUACUUGCAUGGAGUUGCAGGACCAAAGGAGGUUGAUGGAAAAAAUGAGUUGGUAGUUGAUAGGGAUAUUGCAUGGGUGAACAAACAGACGGAUGAAGUAAAAGAUGAAUAUAAUUUUGUUGCCAAUUGGUGGGUCAAGGAAAACAAAUCUAUGGUUCAAAUGGAUGAUGGAAAGUGGGUGCUCAACGACCGUGACAUAGCUGAAGAAGAUGAUUAUAUAUAAUUAAUCAAUAUAUAAUCGAUCAUUGCCCGCUUGAUUUGAACUACUUAUAAUACUUCUGGGUCGUCCUCGUUUGAAUAAUAUAAGCCAAUGCUAGCUUGGUUUGGGGCUUGGAUAUUGUCUCUCAAUUUAAAAUAAAAAUAAGUUUUGGCAAUGCCACUUAAUUUGUUGAAGCUUAUAUGUAUUUGUGGUUUUGUUGUUUGUUUUCAAUAAAUUUGGUCCUCUGCUUUGGGUUUAUAGCA
Ziziphus jujuba (common jujube) is the source of this 1503-nucleotide messenger RNA. RefSeq names its product phospholipase A1-IIgamma. Gene Ontology annotation, molecular function: glycerophospholipid phospholipase A1 activity. The transcript is spliced from 2 exons. Gene Ontology annotation, biological process: lipid metabolic process. The coding region runs from base 83 to 1264 and encodes 393 amino acids. The record is from RefSeq and is a predicted model, not a curated record. NCBI's taxonomy places the organism in Eukaryota, Viridiplantae, Streptophyta, Magnoliopsida, Rosales, Rhamnaceae.